UUUUGAUUAGCGAAGAAAGAAGAAAGAGUUCAGCGCUCUCUCCUCUCUCCUCUCUCUCUCCGGUUAACGAGCUACUCAAAGUUCCGAACUUUAAUCGCAGCGUUUGCAGCCGCUUUUAGUAAAACGACGUCGUUAACAGAGAGAUGAAGCUCAUCCAAGUCUCUGCCGCUCGGUCCAGAGCUUCUCUGUAUUUUCUCCAUGGAGGAGUGACCUCUCGGACUCCCAAGCCACGCCCUGCUUCCUCUGCAGCUCCCAAAGUCGGAGCCUUUAGUCCGAGCCGUCUCUCAGUGUGUAGCUUUUGCAGGACCCUUCAACGAAACAAAGUAGGUAUGGAUGGCAUUGUCAGAUCAGCAACAAGUAAUGCCUAUUGCUCCAUGUUCUGCAGAUCUCUCCAUAAAGCAGUAGGAUUGCUAUCCUCAAGAAAGAUAUGGUUUAGGAAAGAGAUUUUGAGACCUUUUUCCACAUGCACCGAACCACUGAUCUCUCCAAUUUCCCCUCUUAUCAUUCGUCGCCCCCCAUCAUCGCUAGUGCUAGCCACCCGGCUUUCACCAUCUGAUGCUCCCCAGCGAUCAGAGGAGUGGUUUGCCCUACGCAAGGAUAAGCUGACCACAAGCACCUUCAGCACCGCCUUGGGAUUUUGGAAGGGGACCCGCCGGCCAGAGCUCUGGCAUGAGAAGGUAUUUGAAUCCGAGAAACAAAUUGUGGAAGCUUCUAAGAGAGCCAUGGAGUGGGGCAUGCUCAAUGAAGAAGUGGCCAUUGAAAAGUACAAAAGCAUCACAGGUCGCGAAGUGGGUUCAUAUGGAUUUGCUACCCAUGCAGAUGAGCGAUAUGGUUGGAUUGGUGCCUCCCCUGACGGUCUUCUUGAGGGUCUUAUUGAUUGCUAUCAAGGCGGUGGGAUACUGGAAGUGAAGUGUCCGUACAACAAGGGCAAGCCUGACAAGGCUCUUCCCUGGUCAACCAUGCCUUUCUAUUACAUGCCUCAGGUGCAGGGCCAAAUGGAGGUAAUGGACAGAGAGUGGGUUGAUCUGUACUGCUGGACACCGAAUGGAAGCACAAUAUUUCGCGUGUGCAGGGACCGGAGUUACUGGAACUUGAUGCAUGGAAUUUUACGGGAAUUCUGGUGGGAAAAUGUGGUUCCGGCGAGGGAGGCUCUAUUGCUGGGGAAAGAAGAAGAAGCCAAGAAAUAUAUUCCGACUUCUACACACAAGCAAACAGGGCUUGCCAUUGUCAAAAGCCUGAAGCUUGCCAGCGAGUCUAAGCUGUUGUGCAGAGAAAUUGCAGGUCAUGUCGAAUUUUUCUAGACGAUAGGUUUAAGUCAAGGGAUGAGGGAAAUUGAUCCUUAUUUUUUUUUCCCUACCUUUGAUGCUUUAAAUUGUAAUCCUACGGUUCGCGAUUUCAUUUGUCAAUUGUAUUGCAUCUCAUGGUGUAUUUAUAUGGUUCGAUUAUUUCUGGUUCA
Molecule: messenger RNA, 1456 nt
Organism: Pyrus x bretschneideri (Chinese white pear)
Lineage: Eukaryota; Viridiplantae; Streptophyta; Magnoliopsida; Rosales; Rosaceae
Exons: 3
Coding region: 144-1301 (385 amino acids)
Source: RefSeq, a predicted model, not a curated record